UAUAAAUAGGGAAAGACCCGACAGAAAGGGCACAGUAUCGAGUGCAACAUCGAAGCAUCCUCAUCUUCUGGGAUAUUUAGUACAAAUCGAAUUCAGUUUAACAUGAAAUUCUUGGUGAUCGUUUUUGUGGCCCUCAUCGCCUUUGCUAACGCGCUGCCUCAAUUUGGCGGAUUCGGCGGAUACGGCGGAUACGGCGGAUUCGGCGGAUUCGGUGGCCAGCAGCAGCAGCAAGAAGGAUUUGGAGGAUUCGGAGGAUUCGGACAGCAACAGCAGCAGGAAAGCUUGGGAGGAUUUGGAGGACUCGAGCAGCAGCAGCAGCAGCAAUCAAUCUUCUUCUAAGCAUAUUAUUUUAGUACGACACCUAGGAACUAAAAUAAAUUAUUUCAUCUUUUAAAAUA
Messenger RNA from Drosophila erecta, 398 nucleotides. Its product is annotated as keratin-associated protein 19-2. The transcript has 2 exons. Lineage: Eukaryota; Metazoa; Arthropoda; Insecta; Diptera; Drosophilidae. The record is from RefSeq and is a predicted model, not a curated record. The coding region runs from base 103 to 339 and encodes 78 amino acids.